Seminavis robusta is the source of this 2426-nucleotide messenger RNA. NCBI's taxonomy places the organism in Eukaryota, Bacillariophyta, Bacillariophyceae, Naviculales, Naviculaceae. The record is from the annotation of a GenBank genome assembly.
AAAUAAUUUUGAUUUGAAAUUUACUGAUGCGCAUUCUGGAUUCCCCAGAGGAGUUAUUGGCAAGUUAGGGAAGGAGAUGGCUCUGGCGAAAUCAACUUUCAGCAGCACUUUCAGCAUGGAUGGAAUGAAUCCACCCUUGGAAAUCAUAAAACCUAUACUCAGUAUUGUACUCCUGCGGUACUUUAGACCUAGCUACCCGCAGAGGUGGUACCAGUAGACUGUACCAUACUGGUACCACCACUAGCUAGCUUUAAUAUUGAGUUCCUUGAAUACUGGAUCUCUGAAGCUUUUAAUUUGUACGGUGAGGUAUUGUCCGGUGCGGUGCGGUGGGAGAGUACAAAAAUCGUCAACAAAAAUUCUCCGCAAAAUACAAAAAGACUGUCCACUGAUAAUUCAGAAGUAAUACUAAUACAACACUAAAAGUGUUCGGGGGGAGUGUUCAGGAGAAGUGUUCGGUUGCAGUGUUUGAGAGAAGUGAAACCAAAUUUGCAGAGGAAUGCGAUUCUCAGCUUGCCUUUUGUUAAAAUAUGGGACUGUACGGUACCGCAACGGGUCAACAUCCAAAGCCCCACCGUACCGUUACGCAUGCUGACGUCAUCUCAACUCGCUCCUUAUCCUCUACCAGCCCUUCAUUUUUUGCUUGCUCAUUGACGUCCUCAAAACCAACACAAGCACCUUCAUGUUGUCACCCGUGUUAGUUUCUUCAUAGCAAUUACCCGCCGUCUGUCUCGCCCGUCUCCACCAUGCCCCGCCCUCCCUCGUCUCUUGGUCGCCUGUUGUUAUCUGAUAAUCCCAGCAGGAGAAUCCUUCGUCUUCCCUUGACGACGACGACGACGAGAAGGAAACGGCCUUCGAAUGAACCAUGGAGCACUCGGAUAAUGGCCAUGUCCUCUACACCGGUAGCAUCUUCAGCUACUAGCAGUAGUGCCGUCUCCUUGUUCCCGACACAACCAGUGGAUCAAAGGUACACCAUCAGCGAGACUCGGACCGUCCCAUCUCAUAUCGUCCGUCCUCCUUAUGCGGAAACGGGCAAGGUGCCAUCAUCCUUUUUCCCCGAACGAGUCCUGAUUCACGACGAUGCAUCGAUUCAACGCAUGAGAGCAGCGGCUCAAUUGGCACGUCGAACUCUAGAUCUGGCUUGUGCACAAGCCAAACCGGGACUGACCACGGAUGAUCUUGAUGACAUGGUCCAUUCCGCCAUUAUCGAGAAGGGUGCCUACCCUUCGCCGCUCAACUACGCGGGAUUUCCAAAAUCACUCUGUUCAUCUGUCAAUGAGGUCAUCUGCCAUGGGAUUCCCUCCACAUCGAGGGAAUUACAGUUGGGUGAUGUCGUGUCCUUUGACGUCAGUUGUUAUCUCAAUGGAGUGCACGGAGAUAAUUGUGCCACUGUGAUUGUCGGAGACGAAGAUGACACAACCGGCGAUGACGACAAAAACACCCCGUGCGAUUGGAGAGGAGUCCCCUACAAAGCGAAUUUUGAUUCCGACCAGGAAAAGGAACACUUGGAACAAGCCAGAAACUUGGUCCUGAGCACACGUGAUGCUCUGUAUGCUGCCAUUGAGAUGUGUCGCCCCGGAAAUUGUCUUUCGGACGUUGGAGCUGCCAUUCAUCACGUUGCCGACACUACCGGUUACUCAACAGUACAAAAAUAUCGAGGACAUGGAAUUGGUCAUCAGUUCCAUUGUGCUCCCUAUGUCAAGCAUUUCCGUAACAGAGACAGGCUCGAGUUACAACCUGGAAUGAUUUUCACCAUUGAACCCAUGUUUACAAUGGGAUCGGAGGAAUGUUUUGAAUGGGAAGAUGAUUGGACUGUUGCGACAGUGGAUGGAUCCCUUGCAGCACAGUUUGAGCAUACCAUUUUGAUCACCAGAGAUGGUCCACCAGAGAUUUUGACGUUGCCUUAGUUGUAAUCAAAUUUUACUACUAAGAAGUACAUGCGUGAGCUAAUCGAUCAAUGACUGUGGCCAUGAUUAAGUUGAGCUGAUUCCACAUUCAGCAGCCUUUGAUUGGACUAGCUGGGAAGGUAUGAUCGUAAUCGCCGGGGCAGCAUUAAAAACUGGCCAACAGAAGUGAUCCUAUUCAGGCAGUUCCUCUUUACGGUGGGGUAUGCGCUGAAAAUGAGAGAAGAUAGCCCAUUGGAUAUGAUGUGACAUGCUCUUCAGGUGGUCAUCUGGACAAUCUGAAUUGGGUUCAAGUGGUUGCCUUGGGAUGUACAAGGUAGAGAUGCCAGGAAGCUGCUAUGAAUGAACAUCCUGAGUAAUGUAUUUCGAACAGAAAUCUACUGUAGGUACCAGGUAAUGGUUUGAUGAUUCGAUUCCAACCCAAGCUACAAACAACGAAAUUUAAAUUAACGUACUACGCAAAAUUUGCUCUGGGUUCCUUCUCCCCUCUGGAGCCCAUUCAACUAAUCACUUUUGUGGGUACCG